Messenger RNA from Parascedosporium putredinis, 3858 nucleotides. NCBI's taxonomy places the organism in Eukaryota, Fungi, Ascomycota, Sordariomycetes, Microascales, Microascaceae. The record is from the annotation of a GenBank genome assembly.
AUGUCGAGUACAGGCAUUCCCCCAAACCCGUCACCUAAUAUGGUGCUGCAGCUCCUGCAACGGAUGACAGACGCUGACCCCGAUUUCCGUUUCAUGUCCCUAAAUGACUUGCUCCAGGUCCUCACCAUUGCAAAGCCCGAUCUCCUUCAUCAUGAAUACAACAUUGGAGCUCGAACAGUUGAUGCUCUGACGAAGGCAUUGGACGACCAGAACGGUGAAGUCCAGAACCUCGCCGUGAAAUGCGCUGUAAGCCGGGUUGUCAUUCCCCGUCUCAUGGUCCCCGCCCAACAUCAAAAGCUGCAGGCUGAGCAAGCAAAGCACAAACUACCAGCGCCUCCGCCUUGUAUGUUUGAGAGCGCUGGCGAUGUGACACCCGAGGCUGUUGACGUUUUGAUUGAAGUCGCCAGAUGCUUCGGUCCCCUGUUGCAGACGUACGAGGCAGAAUCCAUGGUCGAGUCUCUCCUAGGUUUGCUUGAGACCGAAAAAGGAUCAUCCGUCACGAGAAAACGGGCCGUGGCCGCAAUAUCAAUUAUGGCCCUGUACAUCUCCGAUGCCGCUCUGCAGGCCCUAAUUAACCACAUGUCGAACGCCCUUCAAACCCCAAAGGCCUCAUCCCUCACGAGGCGCCUAUACAUUGCCGUCAUGGGGGCCAUGGCUAGGUGCGUGCCGCGAAGGUUCUCAUAUGAGCAAGAUCAACGAGGGGAGGACACUGCACCUGAUUUCAAUGAAGUUCAUGAGGCUGCGUUGGUCACACUUGAGUCCUUCCUGUCUGCCUGCCCUCAGGAGAUGCGGCCCUACACCGAUGACACAAUAGAUGCAUGUCUUCGAUUCCUCAAGUAUGACCCUAAUUACGCCUUCGGGGAUGCGGAGGAUGACGAAGAUAUGGAGAGCGACGAUGAAAGUGACGAUGAGGAUGAGGACGACGAUCUCGAUGACGGCUUUGACGAUGAUGAUGACGAUUCCAGCUGGAAGGUGCGUCGUUGCGCGGCGAAAGCGCUAUAUACGCUCAUCUCUACGCGCGCGAGCGGCGAUCUCUUGGAGAGUGGGGUGCUAUAUCAACGGACUGGGCCCACCCUUAUCAAGAGGUUUGAAGAGAGAGAAGAGAACGUACGCCUCGAGGUGAUUUCCGUCCUCUCGCUCCUCAUUCGCAAGACCGGGGAAGGUGUUGUCCCCGUAGAUUCUAUUGACGACCACGAACACGACCUCCAUGGAGCACUCCCAAUAAAUCGUAAGCGGCGCCGCCAGAGCAGCGUUGGGGGUGGUGCCGUCGCACCGCAGAUCGCGAUGGCGGGCCUCGGAUCACCUAUCCAAGAGAAGGCACCAGCAGUCGGGCCGCACGCUGACCUAGCAAAGCUUUCACCAUCCAUCAUCAAGGCCUCCAUCAAGCAGCUCAAGGGCAAGGUCAUCCCCACGAAACAGGCCAUUGUUAGCCUGUUGGACGAUAUAGUCAACACUCAGCGUGGCGGGCUUGGUGAAUUCUUUGCUGGCAUCUGGGGUCCUAUCAUGGACUGUCUCCUUGUCUCAGGAGCUGGAGGCUCUUCAUCUCUGGCGCUCUCUGGUGGGAAUGCUUCUGCAACCCCCACCACCCUGCGCAUUACCACCCUGCGACUCAUCAGCGACAUUUCCAAGACCCAUCCUUCGACCACUCUUCACCCCUACCUUGCUAAGAUUGUGACGGGCGUGAUCAAGGCUGUCAACGACAAAUUUUACAAGAUCUCUAGUGAGGCCAUUCGGGCGGCGGAGGAACUUGUUAAGACCAUCACUCCACCUAGAUCCCGCCAUACUGCUCAGAAGUUCAAACCUGAGCUUCGGAAACUAUUCGACAUAAUCAUGGACCGUGCGAACUCCACAAGCUCAGAUGCUGAGGUCCGCCAAAGGGCCCUCCAUGCCCUAGGUACCUUGCUCUCCAGAACCUCAAGCGCGGAUGGUGCCGCGCUGCUGUCGCUAGAUCUACGACAGGCCGCGUUGGGCGUGCUACUGGCCCGCCUGAAGAAUGAGACGACGAGAUUGGCGUCUGCCAAGGCCAUUGAAACAGUUGCGGCGUUCAACACUAGCAGUGCGCCUUUCGAGAAGCAAUGGAUUCAGGAUGUGGCCCUCGAGCUCUCAUCGCUCCUGCGCAAGUCCAACCGUGGCCUCCGCGGAGCUAGCACGCAAGCCUUGAAGCACCUAGUCAUGUCUCCAGCAUGUAAGGGGCAGCUAGAAGCAGACACCGUGAGCAGCCUAGUAUCCAGCUUGUUGCCGGUAAUUGCUGAUAAUGAUGCGUAUCUCAUGGGACACGCGCUCAUGAUACUUGGUGUCCUUGUCACGGAACGCGCUGAUCUUGUCCUGUCUCCAGAGCUUACCAAAGUUCUCUGUAGCUUCUUGAAGGAUGGGACCCCGAGUGUGGUACUCGACCCUCUCCUAUAUUUUGUCACGAACGUGGGAGAGAGCCAAAACGGGAAAGACCUUAUGCGCGGCCUUUUACAGAUCGUGGGUGUCCAAGGCGAUGCGACGGUGCUCGGUCAACUUAUUGGCACCCUGUUAGUCUCGGGCGGCGAUUCGACGGGCGUCUCUAUUGAAGCAUUUACUAAAGAACUCGAGAACGGCGCAAACGAUGAUACGAGGGUUAGCCUUGCAUUAGCGGUGCUCGGCGAGGCGGGCAUGAGGCUUGCAUCCCAAUCAACCCUUCCGCCAGAGCUUUUCCUCAACCAGUUCCGCACUGAACCUGACCGGGUUUCCCGCGCAGCCGCGGUGGCUCUUGGCCGAGCUGGAUCGACUAACAUUGGCAAAUACCUGCCCGUCAUCCUUCCUCUAAUGAGUCGAACUGGUAAUAUGCAGUACCUACUGGUGCAGUCGAUCAAGGAGGUGUUGCAGCAACUCCCGUCCCUCACGCCGGACAUUGAGGCCUACAUAGACACGAUCUGGAAUAGGCUUUUGGAAGCGUCCCAGCAUGCUGAUAACAGGAUCGCAUGUGCUGAGUGCAUCGGCAGGCUUGUCAUCCUCGACGGUGACAGGUUUAUGCCGAGAUUACAGGGCCUUCUCAAGGAUCAGUCCUCGGCACUUAGAGGCAUGGCCGUACAAGCUGUACGGUACACUCUACCGGAGAGCGGCGAGGAUCUCGACAGCAUACUCAAGAACGUGCUUGUGGAUAUGCUAUACACCAUGUUCCAAGACUCGGACAUGGAAAUUCGCCGGCUGGCCAUGACCACUCUUAAUUCUGCCGCCCAUAACAAGCCUGAUCUCAUCCUUCCGCAUAUUGGUAAUCUGAUGCCAUUUGUCCUCCAUGAGUCGGUCAUCAAGCCCGAAUUAAUUCGUGAAGUGAUGAUGGGGCCAUUUAAGCACAAGGUAGAUGACGGUUUAGAAGUUCGAAAGAGUGCGUACGAGACGCUAUACGCUCUUAUGGAGACGGUAUUCUCGCGAAUCAACAACAUUGACUUCUAUGACCGUGUUGUAUCUGGACUUCGAGAUGAGAAUGAUAUCCGGGCUCUUUGCAAUCUCAUGGUGGCUAAACUUGCGGUUAUGGACCCCGACGAGACGGUGCGAAGGUUGGACUCCAUUGCCGAAGCAUACCGCGCUAUUCUAUCGACGAAGCUCAAAGAGGGUGCUGUGAAGCAGGAUGUGGAGAAGCAUACAGAAUCCAACAAGAGUAUACUCCGAGUCACACUCUUGCUGCAAGCUAAGCUCAAGGGUACAGGUACAGGUACAGGUGCAGGCGCAAGCCGUGGAGAUAACAAGUCUGCACCAGGCCCAACAGCAGCAUCAGGAGUCGGGGUAGGCGGGAGUCAGGUUUGGAACGGAUACUGGGAUUGGGUUGUGAAGGACUUUGCUACUCAAUUGAAGGUCCUGCGGGAGGAGAACAGAGAACUCAACCGAGUUUGA